Molecule: messenger RNA, 1271 nt
Organism: Leptonychotes weddellii (Weddell seal)
Lineage: Eukaryota; Metazoa; Chordata; Mammalia; Carnivora; Phocidae
Source: RefSeq, a predicted model, not a curated record
AUCUGGACUUCAAGGGGGAAGAAAUUGAUGACAUUGGAUCAGGAUGCUGGGUAAACUUCAAAUUCUUCGUGUUCUUCUUCCAGAUAUUACACUCUGGGGCAUGGAGUUGGGCCUUCUGAGCAUGAGGAGAGGAGAGCUGGCCAGGUUUCUGUUCAAACCAACCUAUGCCUAUGGAACGCUGGGCUGCCCUCCUUUGAUCCCCCCAAAUACCACUGUCCUGUUUGAGAUCGAGCUGCUUGACUUCCUGGACUCUGCUGAGUCAGACAAGUUUUGUGCCCUUUCAGCUGAGCAACAAGAUGAGUUUCCACUUCAGAAGGUCCUAAAAGUGGCAGCUACUGAACGGGAGUUUGGCAACUACCUUUUCCGCCAAAAUCGUUUCUAUGAUGCCAAAGUGAGAUAUAAGAGGGCCUUGUUGCUUCUCCACCGACGAUCAGCACCCCCUGAAGAGCAGCAUCUGGUGGCAGCAGCCAAGCUUCUUGUUCUCCUUAACCUGUCCUUUACGUACCUGAAGCUGGAGCGACCUACCACAGCCUUGCGCUAUGGAGAACAAGCUCUGAUCAUCGACCGGAAGAAUGCUAAGGCCCUCUUCCGGUGUGGACAGGCCUGUCUACUCAUGACUGAGUAUCAGAAGGCCCGAGAUUUUCUAGUCCGAGCCCAGCAGGAACAGCCCUUCAAUCAUGACAUCAAUAAUGAGCUGAAGAAACUGGCCAGCUAUUACAGGGACUACACAGAUAAAGAGAAAGAGAUGUGUCACCGAAUGUUCGCUCCUUAUGAUAACGGCUCUACAGUAGGAGAAAAUUGAAGAUUCUUCAACUAAACUACAGACGAGAGUGGCCGGGCUGCUGGAGUUCUCCAUCACUGGGGCUAGGGGGGCUUUCUAGAAAGAACUCCCCAGCACACACUGUGUUGUAGGGACGCGCUUAGAAGUCGGGGCUGGAAUUCCACAGCCCCGGUCAUUGCCUCAUCUCUGACUGACGCAGCUCAAAUGUGUUUUCACAGGUGCUAUUUUGUUUCACGUUUUCAUACACAGAGUCGGGGAAAGUGUAGCUACUGACAAGUAGAAAAAUGCUAUUUUUUUAAAAGGCAGUUUCUUGUUUUUCUUAAAUGGAAUUAGUCCUUGGCUUUUCUCCCAGUCCUAGCCCCCCUUCCGGCUGUUAAUGUCCCUGGGUAAAUACAAAUAGAGAUUACUUUGUGUAUUUUAUAGGGUUUUCUGUUUUAGAGAAUUAUGUUACAUAUGUUUUUGUUCUAAAUAAAUAAAACCUUUCUCUGUC